Messenger RNA from Diospyros lotus (date-plum), 1061 nucleotides. Its product is annotated as syntaxin-related protein KNOLLE. Bases 1 to 936 code for a protein of 311 amino acids. The record is from RefSeq and is a predicted model, not a curated record. Gene Ontology annotation, molecular function: SNAP receptor activity; SNARE binding. The transcript has 2 exons. Lineage: Eukaryota; Viridiplantae; Streptophyta; Magnoliopsida; Ericales; Ebenaceae. Gene Ontology annotation, biological process: exocytosis; vesicle fusion; intracellular protein transport. Gene Ontology annotation, cellular component: plasma membrane; SNARE complex; endomembrane system.
AUGAACGACCUGAUGACCAAAUCCUUCACCAGCUACGUGGAUCUGAAGAAAGAAGCCAUGAAAGACCUCGAGGCCGGCCCCGAUCUAGAGAUGGGGGCGACCAAGAUGGACCGGAACCUCAGCCUGUUCCUGGAAGAAGCAGAGAAGGUGAAAAUGGAGAUGGGUUCGAUCAGAGACAUUCUGGGUCAGCUCCACGAAGCCAAUGAAGCGAGCAAGUCGUCGCAUAAGCCAGAGGCACUGAAAUUGCUGAGGAACCGAAUAAAUUCCGAUGUGGUGGCAGUUUUGAAGAAAGCAAGGGCUAUAAAGGUUCAGUUGGAGGAGAUGGAUAGGGCGAACGCCGUCAGCCGGAGGCUCUCCGGCUGCAAAGAGGGCAGUCCGGUGGACCGGACCAGGUCGGCCGUCACCAACGGGCUGAGGAAGAAGCUCAAGGAGCUGAUGAUGGAUUUUCAGGGGCUGAGGCAGAGGAUGAUGUCGGAGUACAAGGAGACUGUUGGCCGGAGGUACUUCACGGUCACCGGAGAGUACCCCGACGAGGAGGUCAUCGAGAAGGUCAUCUCCAACGGGAAUGGCCUCGGAGGCGAAGAAUUCCUUCAAAGGGCCAUUCAGGAGCACGGGAGGGGGAAAGUGCUGGAGACGGUGGUGGAGAUACAGGACAGGCACGACGCGGCGAACGAGAUAGAGAGGAGCCUGCUUGAGCUGCACCAGGUGUUCCUGGACAUGGCGGUGAUGGUGGAGGCCCAGGGGGAGCAGCUCGACGACAUCGAGCACCACGUGAUGAACGCCGCCCAGUACGUCGGCGACGGGGCCAAGAAUCUGAAGACAGCUAAGAAGUACCAGAGGAGCAGCAGGCGGUGGAUGUGCAUUGGGAUCAUACUGCUGCUAAUUCUGGUUCUGGUGGUCAUCAUCCCCAUUGCCACUAGUCUCAGCAGCUCUUGAACAUGAACACUUCUUUCUUGUUCUUGUAUUAUUAAUCUUCUUGGCUUAAUUCCUAGGUCCCCUGUUUUGGGACCCAAAAAUUGUGACUGUGUUGUUAAUGAAAAAUUGGUCCCCUGUUUUAAUUA